This is a messenger RNA of Acyrthosiphon pisum (pea aphid), 1389 nucleotides long. RefSeq names its product Organic solute carrier partner 1 (gene OSCP1). The record is from RefSeq and is a predicted model, not a curated record. Lineage: Eukaryota; Metazoa; Arthropoda; Insecta; Hemiptera; Aphididae. The transcript has 6 exons. Gene Ontology annotation, biological process: transport. Gene Ontology annotation, cellular component: cytoplasm; plasma membrane. Bases 283 to 1374 code for a protein of 363 amino acids.
ACAGGUUAUACGGUCAUCAUUUUUUUUUAUCACCUUAUAGGUUAAAUGUUGUUAUAGACCAAUAUAAUAAUAAUUAUUAUAAUAACAACAAUUGUUUAGAACUUUAGGAACACCGAACAGGUACAUAUUUACCUAAUACCUACUCAUACUAUUAUGUUUGGUCUCCAUGGUACCUCUGAACAAUAACAAAUUAAAGUUGGGACAUAAUGUAAUGUGUACCUACCUAAAUGUAAUAACUAAUAAACCUACAUUGGCUACAUUCACUGAUAUUUUUAUUUAAACAUGGCUUUACAGACAUAUUCAAUUUUAUAUUUAAAUUUAGUGUGUGAGAUGAUUUAUGUUGUGGCAGAAAGAUUAAAAACACAAAAAAUUCAAAUAGACAAAUCCAAAUUAGUUCUAAAUGACAUAAUUGCUGCAUCACUUAACUGUCCAUUCUUGUUUGUACCAACAUCUAUCAUUAACAAAGAUAUUUUAAAUAAAAGUAUAUGUAGUGCAGUUCACUCUUCAAUUAUGCGACUGAAUGAUUCUAGUAUGGAAAAGUUAAUGGGUUUGAUAGAAACCUCAGUAAAAAUGCAAAUGUUCUCAAGUAAUGGUCCAAGGCAAGUAUUAUUAGUAACAUUGAAUCAUUUAGAUUCUAUCCGUGAACUGGCAUGUACUCAUCAAUUGAAACAUAAUAUAGAUGUCAUACAACACAAUUUCUAUCAAACUUUUGAGAAAAUGACAAAUGGAGAAAUAAUGAGAAUACGUUAUGCAAUGUUGAAUUAUUUGCAAGAUAUACAUGUUAAGGUUACCAUAUUUAUUAAAGAAGGUUUACAGCGGUACAAUGGAUCAUUUGUUUCAGUAGGAAAAUGGAUGGUUCCACAUGGAUGUGAAGCUCCAGGUGUUAUACGAGUAUUCAAUAAAAAUAGUACUCUUAUUGACAUCAGUACAUUUCAUCCCAUAUCAUUUUACAAAGUAGAAACCGAAAUAGGUUCAAUUAAACCAAAUAGUCCUCGGAUCACUACUCUCGGGCUUUCAAUUUUUAAUAUCAAUAAAAAUAUUAAUCAACCUUCUGAAGAAACGUCAGAUCCAUUAUUUAAUGGCCAGACUAGUCGCGAUGGAUAUAAACAAGAAAUGGAUCUUUUUGUUACCCAACUGAUGGGUAACGAUAAUGAUAGUGAAGAAAUCACUAAUUUGGAUCUUGAAAUAUUAGAUACUUCAUUAAACACAAAUGAAAACAAAAUAGAAGAAAAAAUUUCAGAACACAAUAUUUUAGAUUUUACUCAAAUUACUAGCAAUUUGUCUUUACAAAAUAUAAGAACGGAAAUGGAUGAUUCAGUUUCAAGACAAACCGGAGAUAUACUAAACAUGAUGCAGUUAUUAGAUUUGGAAUAAUUACCUGUUCAGAUU